Molecule: messenger RNA, 384 nt
Organism: Vicia faba (fava bean)
Lineage: Eukaryota; Viridiplantae; Streptophyta; Magnoliopsida; Fabales; Fabaceae
Source: the annotation of a GenBank genome assembly
AUGACAAUUUUUAAUGAAAAACAUGUUAGUGAACAUGUAAUUGAUACUUUCAUUGAUGGUAUUCUUAAUGAUUAUCAUGAAGGUACAACAGAUUCGUAUGAUGAAGAGCUUGUGGCUAGUCAGGUUGAAGAUGUGAAUGAUGUUGUCAACAAAGAUGUUGAUAUUCCUAAUCUAAAGAAAGAAAAAUCUAAAGAUUCAAACCCCGCUACUAAUUUAGACUAUGAUAAUAAAGAACCUGAUGAUAAUGGAGAUCAGGUUGAGGUAGAAAAUAAAAAUGAUAAUGAGGUCCCAAGAGAGGACGAAGUUCAAAAAUAUGUGGAGGAUGAAACCCAGGAAACUAGCAUGGAAGAACAAAAUAUGGUGAAUGAUGUGCAUUACAAUUAG